Messenger RNA from Amoebophrya sp. A25, 9416 nucleotides. NCBI's taxonomy places the organism in Eukaryota, Dinophyceae, Syndiniales, Amoebophryaceae. The record is from the annotation of a GenBank genome assembly.
UUUAAUAUAGUGGAUGAUAAUAGUAUUUCAAAUUGUCGAAAUUAUGGGGACAAAGAACCAAAACGUAGAUUCUUACUAAGCAAGGAAGUCUAAGUAUCUUCAAGAUCUGCAAGAAAGAGAAAGUAGAAAGUUACAAAAAAGAAAAAGAGCUAAGUAGAGGAUAGAGUCGCGAGGAUGCCGUCCGUUUCGCCCGUGAGCAAAUGGGGCGAAUCGCGGCAGCUCGCGGCCGGCACUGGCAUUCUCGACUCUCCCAAGAGUGGUCCAGCCAAGCAACCGUCUGAGCAAACUGGUGCUCUCGUCAGUCCUUACAUGGUCGAAAAAGACACAGGUAUCGCGAAAGACGAUUUGCAAGUGUUGACGCGUGGUGGCCAGACUAAGUUCCCGACUACCCAGUUAAGGCUGCUCGCAAUAUUGAUUCAUCUUGUCGUUCACAGACUAUAAUAUUAACUUGCCUAAAUUUUGCCAUAUCAAAGAGCUCUUUCACUUUCAACCUUGUUAGAUUGUGAGGCUAAAAAAAGUGGAAAUUAUACACAAGAUGAAUUAUUUUGAGCACCGCUAACCCAUGAAUUGGAGAAUUUCAGACCGUUUGCACAUUAUUUUCAUCCGCAGAGGUAUGGGGUGCAGAAAUGGCGGUUGUUCAAAAUUCGGAUACCGCUGAAAUUGCAGAAGCAAUUGCACCACUUCCUGGACGAGGAACCCUCGAUUGCAGAAGGCAUUUCCUACUGGGGUGCGAGGAUGGUUUUCUCCUUCGGAGCACCGAAAAACCUGAUGCUAUGUACUUCUUGUGAUUUUAGUAAGUACUUACUUGUAAAUGUCUUUUAAUUCAUCACUGACUGGUGUUUUUAAGGUAACUAAACGUGAGUGUUCAAAACAAUCCUCCGCGGUCUACAACAGUGUUACCUGCAAACAAUUCUAGUGUAGUUUCUUAAUGCUACUUGAGCGUGAGACUCACUCACCAUCAUCCCUCUACACUCCCAAGUUCUCCACCUUCAGCCAUCCUCACCGAUUACACUUGGUUCUGCACCUUGCUCCUGAUCGAGGCGUUGAUCGAAGGCAAACUCGAGGCCCUUCGCGAAGCCUUGUUUCUAGCGUUUCAAGACCGGGAACAGAGCAAACGGGACCAGAAGUAUAUCACCGAAGUACGCAAAGAAUAUUUCGAAACUGUCAGCGUCAUGAAGGACCAACUGCGCUUCAUGUCUGAAGACACGCAGACGGUGAAAAGUGCGUACGAGAGCGUGGUCGCGCAAUUAUUUGGCGCGGAAGACGUUAGCUUCAUCAACAGCGACUUCUGGAUGAAAUUGUCGCCUGAAGAAUAGGGCAGAAAAACUACAAGUCAGUUGAAUGAGAUCAUCACUUGUGAUAUGAAGUAGAUCAGCUGCGCACUAUCAUUGUUCUCCAAAUAAUAUAAAUGUACUUAGAAGGUACCUACAGCGCGAAACAGAAAAGAACAACAGUUUUAUCUUUGUCCUAGUACAAAGAACGACAUGAUCAGCAUGCUGAUCCUUCUAACUCACCAAGGAGCUUGUCAAGCUGUUUCUUGCAGACAAGGUGAAAACAGCCUUCCAGAGCGGUCGAGCAGCGAUGAAGGGAGUUGUUGCAGACACGAUCCAGAACUUCAUUGCGGUACAGCGUGAAAGAGACACCUUGAUGCGAAAGAUGGAUGCCUUGGCGGCACAGAAGGUACUAACUUUAACUUAUGUACUAGUUGAAGUAAGUUACUCCUACUGUUACCCAUUUACUGUUAAUAGUACCUAUCAUCUUGCAUACUCCUGUUGCUCACACUGUUAUAGAAUUGUAAUGAUGAUGGUCAUUUUUUUAUGCAUAGUCGUCCUUUUUCUGGUUCCUUUGUAGUUCUGUAGCUGCUUAACAAACAUAAUCCUCUACUUAGUCUGAGAACACAACGCUUUACAACAGGAAGAAGCAGAAAACGCGCUGGUCCAGCGUGACAGGCUCAUUACUGCACUCAAGGGCAGUGGCGGGAAUUCCGAAUUCCUAGACCAGAUCCAGGCUCUGCAGGACAAGCUGAAAUACCUCCAAGACUUCUUCCGGACUGUCGAACAAGAAAAAAUUGCACUGGAGAAUAAGUGCAGGUAAUUUACAGACAAGAUGGCUUCGUUGGAAGUUGUUGAUGUUUCUCCGAUAUUUACAUCGAAGAUUCGUCUAUGGCCUUCAUCAUGACCAACAUGUUGAUCGUCUUCGUUUGUCAUCUUCAUACUCAUCGAUUCUCAGACAUCUCAUCUUCAACCGAAAAUCGAGUCUCUACCGUAUCUUCACUCAGAAAACUCGAGGAAGCCGGAGGUGGCGCAAGCUCGGCGAUGGCCGCUUUAAUGCCGGUUGAUGAGCCUGGUGAGAGUGUGGAUGACCUUAAAAAGCAACUUGCCGCAAUGAGGCAACAGAAUGAGCAAUUGACACGUGAGAAACGUGAAGCCGACAAGCAAUUGAAGAUGGCCGAGAAGGAGAUCGAAAGGAUGGGAGAUAUCAGGGUAAAAACUCAAGUAAAUCUUUUUCAACAAGUUUUAGUAGAAGAGCGUCUCUAGUAGAAGAGCGUCUCUAGUAGGAGAGCGUCUCUAGUAGGAGAGCGUCAAGAAGGACUUUGUUUCUUUUCAUCAUCAUCAAUCUCUAUUCGUCUCCGCCACCAUCUUUAUUCGUCUCCAGACCGACGUCGGAGGCAAACGCGGAAGCCAAGGUGGGGACAGUCGUCCUAGCACUCAGGGCAGCGGCAACAAGAGCGGCAGUGGCCGUGGUGACGCUGGUAACAUCGACUUGAAUGCUGAGGAACUCGCCGCCUUGGAGAAAGAGAUGGCCCUGCUGCGUGACCGAUGCGACAAUUUGGAGCAAGACAAUUAAGGCUCCCCCUAAUGAUCCAUCUUCAGAAGAGAGUCCGCUUUUCAAGAAGGGGAAGAAGCACCCUACGUACAGGAAGGAUGCACUAUAAAACAACCGGUUAGUUGUCCCUCUAAUCAUACUUAGGUUUAUCCCUACAUGCAAACUAUAUUGAGACGGAUUAGGGUGAGCUCUAAGACAAUGCACAGCUUGGUGGUGAGAACAUGGAUUUGCGUUCCCAAGUCGACAAGCUGAUGGCUGAAUUAGCCAUUGCCAAGAAGGAAGCCUCGACAGCCAAAAAGGACGCGGCAAAGCUAGAAGCAAAGAUGGGCAAGAUGGAGAGCAGAAUGCAAGAACUGACAGAACAGGCUAGUGCAGCGGGUCUGACCAUUCCGGUUACGGAACUAUCGCCUAGCGCAUCUCCAGCAGCCUCCCCGAGUUCGCGUGCUCGCUCGUCGCCGGAUGACGAUUAUGCGAAUAUUGACCAGUACAGGAUGCCUGUGGACUCGGCGGUACCUAUUUUUGUGAGAAGAAUUGCUAUUGGAUUUUUCCCUAUCAGAGAGAUGAUCGAUCUUCAUUUUGAUAGCAUCGUCACUUCAUAAUCGAAAAGAAUCAAUAAAGUCUCUAUAUCUAUUGCUCCCGUUUUGACUUGAUGAUAAAUACCAAUCACAGUUCAAUCCUCAACUUCAACCUCUACCACUUCUUUUUGCAGGACGGUUCCCGUCUCCCCUCGCGCGAGAAAACGCCCUUUGGUCGAGGAGCGCCAGUUGAGAGCGAAGAAGAGUGGGUCUUUCCGGGUGAAGCGCCGCUCAACGCACGCACAGAGCAAAGAGAAGUUCGUGUCCAGGGCCUUAGUGGUUACCGCAUCAAGGAAUUGGACGAUAAGGUGGCCAAGAUUACUGAAAUUGAGACGGGCAAAGAGUUCCGAGUACAAAGAAAAGUGGUUGAGAAGAGAACGUGGGUGUUCGUGGACACACACCCAGAUGCAGAAGAUUUGCAGGUGUCGAUCAAAAAGAUGCGACCAGGCACUGUGCCGGUGCCGGAGGUAUAGUUUUAUUUGAAAUCUUGACUCUCUCUCACAGUCUCAACCUGAACAUGACAUACAUUCAGGAAGAACCUCUGUAGACCAGAAUUUCCAUUUUUCUAUUCCACGACCCACGUUCUUAUUUCCUCCAAGUGGCCAUAAUUUUCUAACACUCCACAAACCAGGCCAUGAUGCCCAUGAACCCGGAUGGAGAGUUUGAGAUCGCACGACAAGUGGCAGGUGUUCCCUACGUCGUCAGUAAUGCUGGUUCUAAACCAGGCUCGAGAGGUGCCGCCAGUUCACGCAGUGGCCUCAAUGGUGCGAGUGGGUACACCGGUGCUGGUGGCAGGCCGUAUUCUAAGCCAGCUAGUUCUAGAGGCGGUGGCAUCAGCGGUGGAGCAAGCGGUAGUGGUGGUCCUAGUGGCGGAGCUAGUGGCGGUGGCAGUGGCAGCGAUGGAGAACGUGAAUGGGAAUUUAAGGAUUACGGAAACGAUCAGGGUGAAAUCGUCUACGCUGGUAUGGACGAGAAGAAGAGAGGUACAGAAAUCUGGAAGAGUUCUAUGUUGAUUGUUGCAUGUCCUUGGUAUAAGGUAGCGGGACGUGUUCUUCCGCAUCAAAGAAUCUAACACGAUUUUGUAGGAGGCACGCAUGAUAGAGUCAGUACCCGGAAGAUGAUUCUCGUGUUAUUGUGAAGAAGACCGCAUUCUACUUCCUCAUCUGGUUUUGAUUUACCAUAAUUUUGUGAGAAUAUCUCGUCCUGAUCAUCUUUCGCACCAGGUCAAUCGUACAAGAUCCAGAACAAAGUGCAGGAGAAGAAGAACGUCUACGUCCCCAUAGAGGAGAACCCGAUUCUGAACGACGAGGGCGAGCCAAUCGCCAACGAGUUGACCAUCGAGCACGUUCUCAACCCCGAACAGAUGCGGCGAAACGCCGACCGAUUCGAAGUCGUCGGCACUGAAGAGGGCAACACUCGAGUCGUCGUCGAUAAAGAGACCAAGGAACAGUUCGUGAUGCAGAAAGCUACCAGAGUAGAGGUGGACAUGAAAACGCAGCAGAUCAGGCGGCUGGAGAAACUAGUGGCGCAGUUGAGAGCGGAACUAGAGGAAAAGGAAGUGUAUGCGAAAAAAUUGGAAGCAGCUGUGACAGAACUGCAGAGCAAGUUCGCGGACAUGAAACAGGCCUUGGCAAAAGCGGGUGUGAAGAGCAAUUUGAUCGACGCAGCUUUGAAGGAUUCAGUUAUGACGCUUGGUUACUACUGUUUGCGUGCACUACUUGUGUUGAGGAGACGAAGUAAAUCAAAAUUUUUUAGGUUUACGAUCACAAACUAUCUAGAAGCCGUCAGUGUAACUUGAGAACAAAAAUUUGACAAUACAACGGAUAUUUAUUACCAUCUCUACUUACACCCCUCACCCUCUUCUAACCACCGUAUCACGAACCUGCUCUUCGGUGCAAAGAGUAUACGAAAGGUGUACGAGCGGUUAUACCAGGAUGCCCUGGAUCGUAUGAUAAGACAGGAGAACCGUGCAGGAAAGCACUGGAGCGGCCAACAGCGCAGUCUUAUGUCAGUACUGCACACCUCAGGCCAGGACAUGACUGCAGAGGAUCAGAGGAAGAUGUAUCAGGUACUGAAGUGGGGAAUGACGGUGGUUAACAUUUCUUCUGCUACCUACAAACUACUAGUAUUUUUUGUCAUUUACUGGAUAAUUUGAGUUGCUCACCCACUUGUUCAUGAUCUCCUCACUAUUUCCCCCUUUCGAACAGGAAUUCUACAAAGGGUUCGAAACGUUCGAAGCCGCUUUGCAAAAGCGCGUACGAAGCAACGCCAUCAUUCGAAAAGCGUCGCCGAAAUCUAGUCCAAAGAGGUAUAGGAGUCAGGAGGAGAUGAGGAAAAGCCUGAAUUCCUAUGUUGCAAGCAACUUCUAUCAGCCACCGAUGGCUGGAGGUACUAAGUACGUAAUACUGUGAUUGAGGGUUGGCAGACGUAGUAGAGAUAUCGAUCGUGUUUCUGUUUGUUGCAUUGUGAAGAUACUGACCUCUCGUAGACAUACAUCCGGAUGUUUGUUGUUCUUCUAUCCUUAUCUUGCCUCUCGUUUGAUAAUUUCAUUUGUGACCGACGGUCCCUACAAAUGAUGAACUUCAACAGGUCGCAUCAGUCUCGGCCAGUCCUUGCUCUCCACUGAGGACCCCAGCACGACCACGCUGAUGUACACCAAGUCUCAUCUAGCGGAACAGAGUUCCUUUAUCCAGCAGUCUUCUUCUCUGAUGACGAAAGAAAAUAGCUUACGACAAGCCAGUCCACGGCAGCUCCAGACGCCAAACAAGGCGACUGUGAGACCAGAUGGCGCAGUCGCUAGCCAAAGGAGGUUAGUAGAGGAUGGGCAUCUUCUUGCAGCACAGGGUGGAAUAGAGACGCUGAGAAUCGGAGAACCGGGCCCACGAGCCGGCGGAAGGCCAGGGGAUAUGCGAAUUAGAGAUGCAAGGCACUCAAAUAGAUCACCACCGGUAUUGUUUUUGUUUUGUUUUUCAAAGCUGAUUUUCGUAUUGUGAUGAAACUUCACAAAAAUACAACACGGGACAAUGAAAACUUUCAACAUUCACUCUCUGACAUCUUUCAUGAAAGCUCUUUCCUAGUACCUAUCUCAACAGCCUCCCGGUUCCGUCUCCAUGAUGCGAGCACCACUGUAUUACGGGGAUUCCGAGGGUGCCCCAGCUCCUAUAGUCGCUGACCGGACACCAGCGUGGAUGCGACGAGCUAGUCCUCCUCCUAAGAUGGGCAACCUCGACGCAGCAAUGCCCUCAGAAGCUCUAGGACUUGCGGGCACUAGUUUCAGUUUGCUGAAUUCGCCAACGAUUACCUUCUCCGAGCAUUUCACGCACUCAUUAUCGGUGGACAGCAUAGACAGGACUCAGGCAGGCGGAGCGAGCUCGAGUUCAGUCGAGCCGCUACCGCACAAAGCGGGGACAGGAGUGGGAUCGAUGUUGAUUAUGAAACUGAUGCAUUUUUAACAGAAUACAUAGUCUAUUUUAUAUUUUGGCACGCACAACUUCCCCGUGAUGGUACUUCCAACUUCAUGAACUAUAGGCUUAGUAGUACUCUCACCUAUUUUGGCACGAACAACUCAACUCCUCCUGUACGUAGCUCAAGGUUCUACAUCGGGGUGCAUGGUGUCUUCCGAAAUGACCAAUACUUAAAGAUUGGCUACAUCACUCAAGAUUGUAUCCCCCAAACAAGCCAAAACCUCCUCUAACCUUCAAGGCGGACGCAUAGCUCGAGGACUGACUCCAGGGACGACGAUAGGUCGAGAUUCAGCCUUUGCUGGAAGUUCGGGUUUGGCUACGACAGUAGGACAAACAACGAUAACCCAGGAUUCUAUGAGAAUAGGACAUGACACCCUCAAAAGCAAACUGGAAAAUUCGAGUCAACGACUAACGAGAAGCAGGUCGCCGGAUUCGAUGGGACAUGUAUUUUGAAUUUUACCUGUGAGGAUGAGGAAGGAUAGUUCGUCCAAACUUUUCGUCGUGUUUAUCUUUGUUUUCGAGACCCACAGUUGUAUGAAAUGUGAAUUAUACGUCUUCUUCAUCCAAUGAAUUAGAGUGAUUAUGAUCCAACAAUCUGUAGACACUCUCCGCCUCCGCUGGUCCCGGUGAUUUGCAUAUCGGCAAUAUGGUCUCGCCAGAGAAGAAGAAGACUUUGAUUGUCGCACAAUUGCCCUCGCCCAAGCGCAUCAAGUCCGGCCGCACGCAUUCUAGAGGCGGAGAUGGUGUUGACCAACCAGAGGAGAGCAGUACAUCGCAGAUCUUUAGACCCAAUAGCAGUUUAGAAGCUGCAAACUCGUCUACUUCUAUGCACAUCACUAGCUACCACGAGAGCCAGAUGUUGAGCUCGCAGGAACUGACGAUCGACGCAGCGUCGAUCAGACGGACAGCAUCGAAGAUGGAAGAAGCUGAGUUGAGGCAUUCGCAGUCUGUCACACUGCCAAUCCUGGAUACGACGGCGAAUCAACUCACGACGCCCAAGAUCGGCAAUAGUGGUAAACGUUCGCCUAGGGCUCUGCCAGGAAUGGGCCACUCGCAGUUCGUGAAGAAACAACCGCAACAACAGAAAAUGUCGAAUAGGCUGAAAUUUCUGGUCAGCAUGAACAAUCCGAGCGGGAUACAUCCAGAAACACAGGGUUCUGCUAGUAGUGGACAGAAGAACAAGUGACGCUCCGCAGCGACGAUGAGGGUUUUUACUUGUUGUAAGGUGUAGAACUACUUACACAAAAGUGACUGACGUAGUAAGACGACCACGUUGUUACAAGGAGCGUGGCUUCUUUAACAGAACUAGUACUAGUAGAGGUAGUAAUUAUACUUGGACAAACAGACUAGAAUGUCAUCGACAAGCAAUGUACGUGUGAACUAACAAUUACCGUUUCGAGUGAAAAACUAUCUUUUACCCUAGUUGUAUGACACUAAGCUAAGACAUCUAGAAAACUCGUCAUGUUUGACUAAGUCGGGUAAUGACAUCAUACUGUUCAUCGAUGCAGCAACGCGCAUCUCAAAAAUUCGUAUUCAUGAGCAUCAGGAAAUACAAGCAUCAGAAAUUAUUCAAUCUACUAGAGCAACAGGGAAAUUGAAUUACCAUUACAGAUCCCAAACACAAAGAACGCGUGUGUCAUAUUCCAGCAAAGCAGACCAAUCGCUUAGGACUUGUAGUUGAAUUCUUAGAGCGAAAGCAGAGAAAUUUAGAUACCUGAUUCUCAGGACAAAUACCAAUGAUCUCUUGGAACAAUUUUUGCAUUUCUGACAUUAUGUACAGGAUGAUUAAUAUUGUGUAUUCAGGUAUAAAAGGUAUACUAUUUGUUUAAACUACAUGGGAACUAGAGCAGACAUUUAUCUUCGUAGAAUAGGAUUGGUUUUGGAUCUUAUAUGAUGUGUAACAACUACUGAUCAUCAGAUUUGCUGUUGAUGGAGAUGAUUCUGACACAGAAUUAGCAUCUAAUUUCAGAACAGUAUGUUCAUAUUGGUCCAUCCCGAACCAUGUGCUCAAUAUCAUAGUGCGUCGAUGUAAAAAACAUCGUCACAUAUUAACGUACCAUUCUGACUGGUAUUAAUCGCUAGUAGUAUGUCAUACUGAAUCCAUAGGAGCAUGGUGCACAGGCUUGAACUCAAGCGUUAUGAUAUCAUCGGUAGAUGUAGGCCGAGUCUAUCUCUCUCUAAAAAAUUGUAGAUCAUUGCUUGUUGCACUACAUCUUUCUUCAUCUCCGUUAAUAUAUGUAGUGAAGUACCACAGAACUAUCAUGGAAAAAUAAUGUCAUCAAAUUUAGUCUAGUCUUCGUAUGAAUAAAAUAUCUCCAUGUUUUGUAACCGGAAAUCGAAUACCCAUACGUUGUUCCAAGCGAUCUCCAUCCAAAACGCAUGCUGUCAUGGUAGUCAAACUGAAAGUCAAGAAAAUCAAGGAUGAUAUCGCUAACGAAGUGAUGAACGCUAAAAACGGAUAUGCGAAAAAAUACAACUGCACGCGCAUUUCAGGAAAUUAUAAUCCCCACGAAGAACUCAAGAAUUUAAGAAAAGAAAAACAUCAUGGUAU